This is a messenger RNA of Apaloderma vittatum (bar-tailed trogon), 877 nucleotides long. RefSeq names its product lipid phosphate phosphohydrolase 2-like. Lineage: Eukaryota; Metazoa; Chordata; Aves; Trogoniformes; Trogonidae. Gene Ontology annotation, molecular function: phosphatidate phosphatase activity. Gene Ontology annotation, biological process: phospholipid dephosphorylation; signal transduction; phospholipid metabolic process. The record is from RefSeq and is a predicted model, not a curated record.
UGGGGAGCAGAGACCUGGGGGGCAAGGGACAGCGAGAUGGAGCAGUGCUGGAUCCCCAUGUGGUGCCUGUGGAUGGGUGUCCAUAGUCCUCACCUCUCUCUGCCUUGCAGCAUCUCUGCCCUUUGUCAUCCUGACACUAGUGAACUCCCCGUACAAGCGAGGCUUCUACUGCAACGACGACUCCAUCCGCUACCCCUACAAGGCGGACACCAUCACGCAUGGCCUCAUGGCCGGGGUCACCAUCACCUGCACUGUUGUCAUUAUCUCGUCGGGGGAGGCAUACUUGGUCUACACGGAGCGCCUCUACUCCAAGUCAGAGUUCAACAAUUACCUGGCUGCCCUCUACAAGGUGGUGGGAACUUUCCUCUUUGGGGGGGCCAUCAGCCAGUCGCUGACUGACCUGGCCAAAUACAUGAUCGGACGUCUCCGACCAAACUUCCUGGCCGUCUGCAAUCCUGACUGGUCCAAGGUGAACUGCUCCAUCUAUGUGCAGCUGGAGAAUGUCUGCCAGGGGGAGAGCAGGAACAUCACAGAGUCCAGGUUGUCCUUCUAUUCCGGACACUCCUCCUUUGGGAUGUACUGUAUGAUGUUCCUGGCGCUCUACGUGCAAGCCCGGCUGGUGGGGAAGUGGGCCCGGCUGCUGCGCCCCACCAUCCAGUUCUUCCUCAUCACCUUUGCCAUCUACGUGGGCUACACCAGGGUGUCUGACUACAAACACCACUGGAGCGAUGUGCUGGCAGGGCUGCUCCAAGGGGCUCUCAUUGCUGUCCUCAUCGUCCGUUAUGUCUCCGACUUCUUCAAGCACCGUCCCCCACGGCCGUGCAGUGAGAAGGACCCGGAGCGUAAGGCCAGCCUGCCGCUCACCAUGACCGCCCCC